UAUGUCUGCAUCGUAGUAAUUCGAUAAAAAUAUAGUGUUAAUCACGGCAACACACUAAACCAUUUAGCGCAUUGUAUCGCGAGCUUUCGACGUACCUCUAGCCCAGCAGGCGUCUCGAGAACGUGUCCUCUCCCAACCUCGCCAACGUCCUGCAAUUUUGGUUUUCGAUAAAAUGAGCGGUUACACGGUGAUUUUCGUUGGCGUUGUCUCUGCGGUCCUCAGUGUCGCCAGCUAUUACUUGGCUCCUAAGGGCGACAACCAUUCCACAUGGCAAAUGUCCUUAAUUCUGACGAUUGCCUGCUUCUAUUUGCUGUGGGCAAUCACGUAUCUGUGCCAAUUGCAUCCUUUGGAGGCACCUGCAAAGGCAUUGGCUUGAGCUGACGCGUUUUUUCGUGUUUGUUUGAGUGAGUAUUGAAAGAACAUGUGUUUUCUUUGAGACACGCUUAUUUUGGAGAGCUGUUGACGUGUCGACCUCUUGUCUACAUCCUUGAGAGUUGAGUGGUCGCGUUUCUUGUCUUGGACACGCUGUUUCGUCGUUUUUGUCACAUUCGUACUCGUAUGCAUAUAUAAUUUCACUCACUGUCUCUCACUCACACUCUUCGCACGAACACACUUACUUACACACUCAUCACUUCCUCCUAGUCACGGAGGCCUACCUCCACCCUGUCUAAUCUUACCGUAUCCAUUCCCUUUUCCCUUCAUUUUCUUUCCUGUACGCAACUGUUUCCUGUUGUGACCCUGUUUUCCUCGUCGAGCUUUGUCUGCUCAUUUAUAACGACUCGUCCCUCCUAUU
This is a messenger RNA of Schizosaccharomyces japonicus yFS275, 793 nucleotides long. Its product is annotated as V-type ATPase V0 subunit E. Gene Ontology annotation, molecular function: proton-transporting ATPase activity, rotational mechanism. Lineage: Eukaryota; Fungi; Ascomycota; Schizosaccharomycetes; Schizosaccharomycetales; Schizosaccharomycetaceae. Gene Ontology annotation, cellular component: proton-transporting V-type ATPase, V0 domain; endomembrane system. Gene Ontology annotation, biological process: proton transmembrane transport. The record is from RefSeq and is a predicted model, not a curated record. The transcript has a single exon. Bases 173 to 376 code for a protein of 67 amino acids.